Messenger RNA from Huiozyma naganishii CBS 8797, 3132 nucleotides. RefSeq names its product Aip5p (gene AIP5). The record is from RefSeq and is a predicted model, not a curated record. NCBI's taxonomy places the organism in Eukaryota, Fungi, Ascomycota, Saccharomycetes, Saccharomycetales, Saccharomycetaceae. The transcript has a single exon. Bases 1 to 3132 code for a protein of 1043 amino acids.
AUGGACACGGUAAGCUCGGAGAUUUCGAAGAACUCGCCAGGUACUUUGGAUUUGGAAGCCUUGAUUAAUGCUACUGAUUCAGUUACUGCGGAGUUUCUGAACUCUCGAGCAAAGAACCAAAAGUCAAAGAAGAAAGGCAAGAAGAUGAAAAAGAAGAAGAAGACGAAAGAAAACUUGGAGGAGAGUGUUACUGCCACUGGAGACGAAAUUCCAAAUGAAAAGACCAAAGAAUCGACAUCUACCGUUGUAGAAUCUUUAAUUCCCAAUACGAAUGAUAACGAGAACAAAAAAAUACAAAAGACAUCUGCAAUUGUUAAUCUGAACAGCCUUUUGAAAGAAAGUGCUGAUAAACCAGUUAAAGUUAAUUUAGUGGAAACCGAUUCCCACAAAAAUGAUAAUGGACAUGACUUAGAAAGCUCUGACACAAUCGAGAAUCCGAAAACCCUAGGAAACGACCAAAGUGGCGUUAUGGUGAAGGAAGCCAACCCUGCCAUUGUGGAAAAUGAUAGAAAGGUUGAUGAUCGGGAGAUUGUGCUUGAUCCUACCACUCCCUCGGACACAGCGCAGAAGGGCAACAGUGAACAAAAUCCUACUGUGAAGGAUGACCCUGUGAUAUUUUCCAAUAAGACCAAUACUGCGGACGCUACUACAGAGAAGAAUUCCAUGGAGUCUAAAGUUGACUUUGGAUCCAAUGCUGAGAAUGCGAAAGACACAUCAAAUAUUGCGACUUCAUCCAAAACUAAGGAUAGUUCUUCUGUGGAACCAAAUUGUGAACAAGAGAAACUCUCACCAACAACGUUGAACAUCCCAAACAAAGAGGCGGCUUCUUUAGAGACCCAAGAUCUGUCAAGAUCUGCGACUCUGAAAGAGUCAAAACUAGAAAGUGUAACUGCCGCGGACUUGCCAAAGCAAGGCAGUACAGAGAAGAUUAUCGAUUCUAGUACUGAUCUUGCAGCAAAGUCAAGAAUUAGCACAUUACGGAAAAAGGGGUUGAGUAAGUCACCAGUUAUAAAAGACUUCGCCUUUAACUUACAACAGGCUACCACCGGAGAAAAAAAAUUGAUAGAUAGCGCACAAAUAGUGCAUAACGACGACAGUAAUACGACGCCAAAUGAACCUAAAGGAACAGCAAGUGAAGAAUUAGCAGAAAAGACACAGCAUCCGUCCCCAAAACCGCAUGAUAUAGAGGAGUUAGAUCCUGAACAAAAUUCAAGUACUGGCAAAGAUAACGAUUUAAGUGAUUCAAUUGACAAAUCAAAGGAAAAAGGAAUCAGAAAUCAGCCACAGUUGGCUGAAAAAGUAUUCUCUGAAAUCAAAAAAACCAACAUUGAAUGGAAGCACGGAUCAGACGAAUCUGAAAGCGGAAACAUGGUGAAUGAUGCAUCUAAGGAUGACGUAAAGUUUGAGAACACCGACGAACAAGAGGAGGUAAUAAACGCUGAGAAGAAAGACGAAAACCUUACCAAGAAAGCUAGGGAAGUUGAGACAGACUUUGUCACGACAAAACCAUCCACUACCAUGACAAAAGCUAAUGUAGGAGCAUUGGAUAUAUCUUCUAAGUUGGAUACGAAUGUCCAAAAGAGUAAGUUGCCAGAGGGACAGAAGGAACAGUGCAUUGACAAAGAACGGGAUAACAUAAUAGAAGAAGACGAGAAUGAUACCAAAAAGAAAGUGAAGGAAGGUGUGUCUGAAGGGAACAAAGAUGGGACCGUGAAGAAAGAAAACCAUGAUGUUACAGAAAAAAUUGACAAUAUUACCAAUAACGAUGAAGCGGAAAGUAUCAUAGAAGAAAGCAAAGAUAGUACCAAGAAGAAAGAAAUGGAAAAUGUCACCGAAGAAGACAAGAGUGGUAUGAAAGAGAAAGAAAUUGACGGUGCUGCUGAAAAAGACAAGGGUGAUGCAAUUGAGAGAGAAACAGAGGAUGUCACGGCAAAGAACAAGAAUGACAUCACGAAGAAAGCAAUUGAAUCUGUCACUGAAGAGGAAGAUGAUCAAAAAGCAACUAUAAACGUUUCUGAAAUAGAUUCCCAAAACGAUGACACAAAAGAGAGUGGUGGCUCAGAUAUUGUCGCUAGUGAUAACAAGGUGAGCGAUUCAGAGAAAAAGAUAUCUCAAAGGGAAGAUGCGACCGGGGAAUCAAGCCAGACCCCAGAUAAGGCCUUUACUACAGAGGAAAAUGUAUCACAAGGAACAGAGCCAGUUUUAACUGUAACAGAUGAAAACUCUAUCACCGAUGACCCAGAAUUGGAAAAAAAUGCAACAGAGCAAGCACAUAAUGAGAUAAUGCCUUUAGAUACUACAGGGGAUGCAACGAGCGAAAAAGAUGUUGAAACCUCCCGCAAAGAUACAGAAUCAGAACCAACAUCCAGUGACACAACUCUGCCACUGGACAAAGAAGUCAUUGACGAUGAGAAACGUACCAAAGAACGUGCAUCAGAAAAACCUAAGUUGGACAAUGUUCACCCAACGACGGGUAAAGAUGUAGAAGAAGCGAAUUCAACAGAGCUGAAAUCUGUUGACGCUAAAAGUGAAUCCAUCCCCCAAGAAAGCGACACAGCAACCCAAGAUUUAAAGGACGAUGAAACGCAAGAGCUUUCCCUGGGCGACUCCCCUCCGGAAAUGGAGACCAAGCCUGCCACAAAGAGCAAUACCAAAUCAACGCUAGACGAACUAUUUGCUGAAACAGACGCUUUUUUAAAAGAACUGGAAAUGGUGGACGACUCUGAAUUGAAUGCAUUGGCUCAGUCGCUAGAUAAAGAAGAUAAACCUCGCAGCGGGAAUCCCCAAACUCCAGUGGCGGAACCCUCCCCUACGGUCAUAAAACAGAGCGAUAUCACUGCCAUGCUGUCGAAGGAGCCUGUGUACAUUUACACGUCGCUUGCUGGCGGCGGGUUCCACAUGAUCCCGCGCACAAACCGUCUUGCUACGAUCCUCACAGCGAACAAGGUAGAGUUUACGUACCGGGAUCUCGGGACGGAUGACGAGGCAAGGAAAGUGUGGAAGACGUACAGCCGCGGGAGACUGCUGCCUGCUGUUGUGCGUGGCCGGGACGACAUUAUCGGGAAUUGGGAAGAGAUCGAAGAUCUCAACGAGGAGUACAAAGUCCGGGAAGCCAUAUACUCCACUUUAUGA